CAUUGUGAAACAGACCCUAAAAGCUUUUUUUAUAAAAACUAUGAAUUUUAAAAUGUCUCGCACAAGUGCAACGCAAUUCGAAGUAAUUGUCGAUUUUAUGGAAAGGAAUGGGGACCUAAACAAGCCUGCCGAUGGACCCCACGGCAGGUUAAAUGCCAUAAAUAAGUGGGCUGACCUCACUCGUGUCCUCAACUUGGACACAACUGGCACGUCCAAGACUGUAGACAAGUGGAAAAAGGUGUGGAGUGACUUAAAAAACAAUACAAAGAGGAAGGCUGCAAAAAUUCACCGCGCUGCCGGUGGUACAGGUGGCGGUCCCGCGUGCAGGCUGGUGCUGACGGACCUGGAGCAGCGGGUGCUGGCUCUCACUGGUUCCCAGGCUGCUACAGGUCUUCUCAAUAUUGAAGAAGUUGGAGUAGAGAUUGACCAACUGACGUUUAAUACUGAGGCAACACCAGCGCCGCCGCCAGCACCGGCAGCAGCGGCGCCAGCGCCGCCUCCGCAGUCACCUACACCUUUCCAGUUAGAUGUGAGCCAAGUUGAGGACAUGAGUGAAGAUUGGGAUGGUCUAAGAGGUAUUACACCAUUUGUGGAGGUGACUGUACAUGGUGUAGAAUCGCCUACGGCCCAUUCUGCACAUGUGGGGAGCCCAAUACGGCCUGUCUUUGGACGAAGCCCAAGACGCCCUGUCGUCGGACGAAGCCCGAUACUUGCUGCCCCAAUGAGACCAAGGCGGAGUCCUAGGACAGGGCGUCGACGCGUGAUUCGUCCGAGGCAGUCCCGUCCUCGCCCACAAGACGCUGCAGCGUCCCAAUUCGUGGCGUGUGACGAGAGGUGGCAGAAGUUAUCAAGAGAGUUUGGCACUGAGCAUUUCAAUUUGCGGAAAAGAUAACUUGAGAUGCAGGCUCAGUGGCAAACUCUCUUUGCUAAGGCCAUUAAUGUAAUGGAUAAAUUUAUAAAUCAUAAAUGAUUGUUUAAAUACUUAUCCAUUGCAAUAAUGUCACCUUUUUUAUUUAUUUAGUAAGUUAAUGUAUAUAAUGUGUAUUUUCUUUAAUGGUGACAAAUAAAGUGUAUUGUGUUGUACAUAAAACAUUUAUUUUACAUUAAACAUUUAUUUUUCAUUCCUACUGGCUGAUUUAAAUUGGUUCAGUGACUGGACGUAGUAAGGCACGACACAGUGGCAUUGGACUGGGUUGAAACUAGCGUCCAUACGGGGUCAGUACCAA
Messenger RNA from Plutella xylostella (diamondback moth), 1226 nucleotides. RefSeq lists its product as uncharacterized. The record is from RefSeq and is a predicted model, not a curated record. Lineage: Eukaryota; Metazoa; Arthropoda; Insecta; Lepidoptera; Plutellidae. Gene Ontology annotation, cellular component: nucleus.